Molecule: messenger RNA, 287 nt
Organism: Staurois parvus
Lineage: Eukaryota; Metazoa; Chordata; Amphibia; Anura; Ranidae
Source: the annotation of a GenBank genome assembly
UGCCCCAUCGUUGGGUCAGUGGGGGGAGGAAUAGUGCCCCAUCGUUGGUGUCAGUGGGGAGGGAAUAGUGCCCCAUCGUUGGUGUCAGUGGGGGGAGGAAUAGUGCCCCAUCGUUGGUGUCAGUGGGGGAGGAAUAGUGCCCCAUCGUUGGUGUCAGUGAGGGGAGGAAUAGUGCCCAUCGUUGGUGUCAGUGGGGGGAGGAAUAGUGCCCCAUCGUUGGUGUCAGUGGGGGGAGGAAUAGUGCCCCAUCGUUGGUGUCAGUGGGGGGAGGAAUAGUGCCCCAUCGU